Messenger RNA from Coregonus clupeaformis (lake whitefish), 2970 nucleotides. RefSeq lists its product as uncharacterized. The record is from RefSeq and is a predicted model, not a curated record. Lineage: Eukaryota; Metazoa; Chordata; Actinopteri; Salmoniformes; Salmonidae. Gene Ontology annotation, molecular function: protein binding. The transcript has 11 exons. The coding region runs from base 597 to 2477 and encodes 626 amino acids.
UCAGACUGCAGGUCUGAUUAAGCCACGCACUCCUCUAGAAAGAUAAAGGCUACUCUUGUUAGGGAUAAAGAUAUUUCAGCCAUUGGGGUGCCUCUCUCUCUCUCUAUCUGUGUGUGUGUCUAUCUGGUGUCUGUUGUUACAGCAGGUUCUCUAUGUGAGUGAGUGUGGGUGUGUGAAAAGUGUUCAUGGUGCGGGGUGGGUGCACAGCCUAAAUCCGAGUGACCAAAAGCAGUCCGCUCCCCUCCGGUCGUUCUCAGUGCCUACCUUCACACACACAAGGUAGGGCACACUGCUCUGGUCUGCCAGAGCAUACACACCUACACACACCUACACAUACACACCUAUACACACCCAGCCUCCCUCUUCCCGGCACCCUGAGCGACCUCUCACCAUUGGCCAGGUCCCCUAGCCCUCAGCAUCUCCAUCACGGCUGAAGGGACCAUUCGGGAAAACAGGAGACAGAGGUUUUCCUUGCAGUCGUAACUCACUGCCAUCCUGUCCACAAACCUCGGUGGAAUUUCGAGUGUGAGUGCUGAGACAGGCCGGGACGUGGACUCAUAAAGAACCUCUGUGAAGGCCGAGGGGGCAAGUGGACUAUGAGGAUGUUAGCGAGGCUCAUAUUGGGACUCUUCGUCCUCAAAGCGGUGGUGGCCAGCCCCAGAUUUGCCCGGCAGGUGGAAUUAGACACGUACGACAGCGCCAACUACGAUGUGGAUCUAGAAAACUUGAAUUUGGAAAACCAGGAUGUCUAUGAUUAUGAAGAUGGACUGACUAUUGACGAACCUCAGAUAGAGAUUGGCACACUGGCCCCACCAGACUAUAACUACCCUGGCCCUGGGGGCCCUGCAUCACUGGAGGAGGAAGAGGAGGAGGAGUUGCCCCUAAGACCCCAGCUCAUCCCCCAAGGUUCAGGGGGGUCUGGGGUACUCAUGGGCCCCGACGCACAGGGAGAGGAGGAGCUGCGCCUGAGUCCCAUUGACAUCCUUCAAAUCUCCGGGGACUUUGGGGGUUCCACGGGUUCUGGAGGUUCCAGUGGCUCUGAGGGUUCCGGAGGUUCUGGGGGUUCCGGAGACCUUUUGGCUUCCGGUUCUGGGGACCUUUUGGGUUCUGGAGGCUCAGGGGCUUCUGGGGAAAUUGGUUCUGGGGGUUCUGAGGACCUUGGUUUUGGAGGUUCUGGGGGUUCCGGGGUACUUGGUUCUGGAGACUCUGGGGGUUCCGUGGACCUUGGUUCUGGAGGCUCUGUGGGUUCCGGGGAACUUGGUUCUGGAGUCUCUGUGGGUUCCGUGGACCUUGGUUCUGGAGGCUCUGUGGGUUCCGUGGAUCUUGGUUCUGGAGGCUCUGGGGGUUCCGGAGAUCUUGGUUAUGGAGGCUCUGUGGGUUCCGUGGACAAUGGUUCUGGAGGCUCUGUGGGUUCCGUGGACCUUGGUUCUGGAGGCUCUGUGGGUUCUGUGGACCUUGGUUCUGGAGGCUCUAGGGGUUACGGGGAUCUUGGUUCCGGGACCCUCCUAGGCUCAGGUGGUUCCGGGGACAUAUUGGGUUCCAGUUCUGGAGGUUCCGGAGGUUCUGGCUCCAGGGGUUCCGGGGCUUCAGGAAUAAUAAUUAUAUCUGGAGAGGAGGAGCUGCCCCUCAUUCCCGACAUUAUCCCCCAGGAGGCAUUGGGUGCUUCUGGGGAGUCCGGGGCCUCAGGGCCUGGGGGCUCCGACUCUGGUGGGUCAGAGGUCAUAUUAAUCCCUGACCCUGAAGAAGAGGAGGAACUGCUCCUGACUACCCCGAAAACCCCUCAGGAGUCUGGAGGUACAGUAGGCUCAGGGGGUUCUGGGUUGCCAGAGGUUGACUUGGACAUUAAAGGGAUGCCUACCUGCCUGCUGUGCACCUGUCUGGGUGGUUCUGUCUACUGUGAUGAUGUGAAGCUGACGAGCGUGCCGCCUCUCCCCAAAGAGACCACUCACUUCUACGCCCGCUACAACCACAUCACCAAGAUCAACAAGGGCGACUUUGCUCAGAUGAACAAGUUGAAGAGGAUAGACUUGACCGCCAACGAGAUUGCGUCCAUCGCUGAUGAUGCGUUCUCCGGCCUGCCGGUGCUGGAGGAGCUGGUGCUCCGUGAGAACGGCGUGGCACAGCUGCCUGCCCUUCCGCCCAUGAUGACCCUCGUCGACGCCAGCCACAACAACAUUGGCGCCACGGGCAUCCACAAAGAAGCUUUCAAGGACAUGACUGGUCUGCUGUACCUGUACCUAACAGACAACCACAUCGACCACAUCCCUGUGCCCCUACCGGAUAGCCUGCGCUCUCUGCACCUACAGCGCAACAACAUUCAGAUGAUACACGAGGACACGUUCUGCAACCUGAAAGACUUCAACUACAUCAGGAACGCACUGGAGGACAUUCGCCUGGACGGCAACCCCAUCAACCUCAGCAGGACCCCACAGGCCUAUGUGUGUCUGCCCCGCGUUCCCAUCGGAGCCCACAUCUAACCACACACUGAUACAUACAUGUGAAUACUCUAACACACGCAUACUUACACAGCUCAACUCAUUGUCUAUCAGACAUAUGUACAUACCACACACUUACCUACGGAGACAGAUCCUAAAAAUUGUCCCGUCUAUCAGUUCAAUGGCAAUCUGCACAUACAGUAAAUACCAGUACACACAAUCUACCUACCUUACCUAAUUUAAGCCUGAUCGGUUGUUGAUUGCAUACAUAACACAUACCAAGUGAGAGAAAUGGUGUGUAUCUCUCAUUCCUACACAUACACACACAAAUACACACCAGAUAACUUUAUUUGUCAAAAGCCAAACUGUUCUGCAACUUGAUGCAAAGAGACAAUUAAAAUUUGACAUUUUAUUGAUCCAACAAUCAAACAUUGUUUCGUGUCUGUUCACGACUGGCAAUGACAACCAGUAAUAUUGUUUAAAUAUGUUUUUGUAAAGGAAAAAAUUUAUAUUACAGAAAUCUAACACUAUUUUU